Pocillopora verrucosa is the source of this 762-nucleotide messenger RNA. The record is from RefSeq and is a predicted model, not a curated record. NCBI's taxonomy places the organism in Eukaryota, Metazoa, Cnidaria, Anthozoa, Scleractinia, Pocilloporidae.
AUGGUCGGCGAGAGGGUCAAACAAGAGGAACCGCUCAUCCUUGAAAGGAAAGGAAUAAAGAUUGGAUUCCUUGGUUACUGCGACACUCCAAGUCCAACAAUUAAAAAGAACUGCACUGAAAUGAGAAUGUUGUUCAACUCUGGUCCAGCUAUUUAUGGAGAUGAUAUUGCUACACGAGAUGUCCAACAUUUGAAGAAGGCUAUAUUCGGCUUAAUAGUCGUCAUGAUGCAUUAUGGGCAAGAACUCUUCUUGACGCCGCUUCCCUACCAGCGUCGUAUAAACAAGCACCUGAUGUCUCUCGGUGUGCAUGUGAUCAUUGGAAGCCAUCCACACGUGCUCCAGCCCUACUACGUCAAACAUCGAAAACUUGUAGCAUAUAGUUUGGGAAAUUUCCUGUUCCAUCCGAGUAGAACACCAAGUGGAAAUAGCCCAAAGACGUAUGGAAGACUUGGAGAGAAACCUAAUCAAUACAAAAUAGAGGCUUUCGAACACUUCGUGCUGGAAAAUUCGGGUGGUACAAGAGCGUCGCAAAUGCUGAAAGUUACGGUUUCAAGGGAAGGCGUCGUGGAUGCAAAAUAUUUGCCACUGAAAAUCGCAUUUGAUCUUAAAAGAAAGCGGAUUCAUCCCACGAUUUUAAAGGAUGCAAAAUGGAUCACAGUUUGCAGAAAUAUGGAUAAGAGACAGAUAAAAAGAAAUGGGAGACUCUCCGCAGAUGACUUGAUCAUGAAGACUUCUGAACUCCGAGAGACAAAUAGCUUUUGA